AUGGGCCCCUGUACCGCCUCCUCAUGCUGCUGCCAGGCCCGUAAUCUGCCAUGGGCCCCCGUACCGACUCCUCAUGCUGCUGCCAGGCCCGUAAUCUGUCAUGGGCCCCUGUACCCGCCUCCUCAUGCUGCUGCCAGGUCCAGAGUGUGUCAUGGGUCCCUGUACGGCCUCCCAUUGCUGCUGUCUCCAUCGCCACACUCUGCCAUGUGCCACUUUCAGGUCUCCUCACACUGCUGCCGUGCUGGUGGGUUCCAUUUUGUCAUAGGGUGCUGUAUGGCCUCCCAUUGCUGCUGCCAGGCCCGUAAUCUGCCAUGGGCCCCCGUACCGACUCCUCAUGCUGCUGCCAGGCCCGUAAUCUGUCAUGGGCCCCUGUACCGCCUCCUCAUGCUGCUGCCA
Messenger RNA from Staurois parvus, 396 nucleotides. The record is from the annotation of a GenBank genome assembly. NCBI's taxonomy places the organism in Eukaryota, Metazoa, Chordata, Amphibia, Anura, Ranidae.